This is a messenger RNA of Dufourea novaeangliae, 2092 nucleotides long. Its product is annotated as serine/arginine repetitive matrix protein 1-like. Lineage: Eukaryota; Metazoa; Arthropoda; Insecta; Hymenoptera; Halictidae. The record is from RefSeq and is a predicted model, not a curated record. The transcript is spliced from 2 exons. Bases 618 to 2075 code for a protein of 485 amino acids.
CUACCGCAUCGACCUCGACCUCGACGACGUUGCAUCGACAGUCGCAUCAGCAGCAACAACAGUCGCAGCAACAGCAGCAGCAGCAACAGCAGCCGCAUCAUCAUCAUCGUCAUCAUCGAUCUAGCCGCGACGACGGGGAGCCGUGCGGACGAUGCCCGUCGUGCGGGCAAAAACGUCGAACGGAGGAGAUCUAUCUGACGAUCGAGGAUCUGGACGCGAUCGAACCCGCCCCAUUGGAGUCCCAGAGAACACCGACACAGCGAACAUGCAGCUGCGACACGGUCGGCGCUCCUCCUCCUCCUGUUGCCGUCGAGAGGGAACGCGGGGAUCUCCGAAAGUAUCGAAGCACCGACUCCAGGUGGGCCGAAGGUGGUUUUCUCUCGCCGGACGACGCGAUCUGGGACCUGAAGAAACGCACCACGGCGGAGACCGAGUUCCGUUGGGAGUUGCACACGUCGAACACCGAUCUGGAUCUCGCGAAAAAAACGAAAUGCAGCUAUCACAGUCUGACACCGGACGACAAGAAACCGCACGAGGUCCAGCGGGGCGAUCUGAGGAAGCAUCACAGCGCGGAAACGGACAAAUGGUCGGUGAAGCCGGAUUAUCUGCAGACCCCGAUGCACGAUCUACGGAAGCACAGCAGCGACGACACCAGAAUGGCCAGAGAGGCGAGGUUUCUUCAGGUGCCGGAAGUGCUUCCGAAUCCGAAGCCAAGGUGCACCUGUCCAAAAUCGAAGACUCUGUCGCCGUCGCCGCCCGCGGAACCGAAAGAGCAAAAAGAACCGGAAAAACCACCCCCCUCGCCGGCUGCUCCUCUUGCUCCCGUGAUCCAAGAACCGCCGAGGAAGUUAUACUACUCAGCUUCUCUGAACGUCGAACGUCCGGAGGAACCGGCAGCCCCGGUUGCCACGGAGAAGCCAGAAUUGAAGAAGCACGCCAGCGAAGACACCAGACUGGUGAAAGCCGAGAGGAUCCGGGAGAGACCGAAGCUGGAACGAUCGAACGCCCGUGUGGACAGUCAGACGUCGAAGAAAUGGGGCGCGAAAGAGAAGGUGGUCACCAGCCCGGUGGACGAGGCGAAGAAACCACGGCCAAAGUGGGCGAUGAAGCCGCACUUCUCGUUGCCGGUCGAGGACAAAAAGUCCCGAUGGAGAAGCCAGGACUCAGCGAAAGGUUUCAAGGCGAAGAGCCUGAAGGACCGACCGAAGUACAGCGUACGAAGAAGCCUGUCACCCGAGCCGGAUCCGCGUCAGAUCACCAAACUGGAGAACCGUAUCGUUCGUCGAUUGAUAUCCCCCGAGAUCACGAUCAUGGACGCGAAAUGGGCACCGUACGAGAACGAUUCCCCUCUGCCGACGAUAGGCGUGCGUAAACGCGAACCGAAGCACAUCAGCGAGAUCAAAUGGACGCCGUACGACGACAGUUCGCCGACAGAUGGCGGUGGCGUUGGUGGCGGUAGCUUCGCGGUACAGGAGCCGGAGGAAUCGAAAGACUGGUCACCGUUCCACAACGUGACGCCAACCCAUCAUCCACCGCCGGAAGCGACACCCUGUAGAAGAGACGUCGACGACGACGAGUUCCGUUGGCGUAUCCUGAACCAGGUGUCCGCGUUCCCAAUAUAUCAAGCUUCGCCGGUGAAACGGCAGAGGUCCCAGCAGUCCCAGCAACCACCGCCGCCGCAGCCGCAGCCGGUGCACAGGAAGAGCAUCGCGAAUCUUCGUGGACUGUCGAAGAAGAAGGCGUUCAGGGCCAGAUCGGAGAGCGGUCAGCAUCCAAUGGAACACGACAGACUGGUGCCGCCUACUGUGAUCGUACGGGCGGCCAGCGAGGAACCGAAAAGCCGUCAACGGCCGCAACUUACCAGAUCGAAGGCGUUACUCGAGGUCCCGGUCGCGCACGGGAUCACCAAGAGAUCGUUGAGCGAGGAGGUGCCACGUGCUCGGGCCCGCGAACGGCCGCGUGCCCCGAAUCGGGCGAGAAGCGAGGAGGCGCCCAAAUACGACGAUCCGUGGUUCGCGAACGACAGCCUGAACGGCGGGGGCACCGAACUGCGGGAGUACGUGACGACGGUUUAGAUAUUAUAUACAUACGA